AUGCCGGAGACGAGCUCUCGCCCCGGGUCGCUCACGGCUUUAAAAACCAGCCGUAGCUGGUCGCAGGCGUCUGAACCCUCGCCAAAUUCCUCCGGCAACAGCGGCUGCAGGAGCAGCGGAACCCGGCUAGCCAACCCAACCCGGUGGCGUCUAGCAGGCUUCUGCGGUCUCACCCACUUGAACACUCAGACGCUGGGACGGAACGGUUCAUUCGCCGCAGCAGCGCAAAAUGACGUGCUGCUUCCUGCGAAGGUCAAGGCUGCAAGCGGCGAUAGUCGCGGCCGCUGCCGUUGGAAAUGGCUGGUGAGACGUUGGAAACGCGAGACGCAUCCUCCCGACCGGCACUGGACGCACGGGGGCCGUCGACGCGCUGGCGCAGACAGACGGCGUCGUCCUUCUGGUCGUGGCCAUAAGCAGACAACAGCCCUGGCGUCCAACCACCUCCAAGCGUUCCAGUACCGUCUGCUGCCGUCUGCAGUCUGGGAGGCCCCGUGGUGCUGGCUUACUCCGUGCCGCUUCAUAACCUGGCUUGGCAAGAGGGUGGCGUCGGAUACCUCCGCCUUGGCAUCAAAUCUGAGCGACUCGGAGGGCCUGGUUACGACGCAACGUGUGCGGCAGGUGCUUGAAGUUACGGGUGGCCUCGGUCGAGACGCAGCCUGCAGUGACGGUGACAGCGAAGCGAAAUGGAACGUCUCGUGGCUCGUUCUACCGCACCAUCAGAAGAGAAUGAGGAAGAGGAGGCCGCAAGCCGACGAACGGGCAAAGGCGACCACCUCUGCCUAUUUUUGGACGCUACGGAAACCAUGCAAGUUAAGUGAUCAUGUUGAGGUGAAGAUCCAUAUCGAUAGAUAAUGGUUACGGUACCUUUAACUGUCAGAGGCGAGUUCAAUUGCGCAGAAAGUCUCACUUUUUCCGCGCUGGCGACCCGGCUGAAGCGCGAGGCUUCCGGGGUCGAGAGGAAGCCCUCAAUGGUCUCUUGUCAGGGGACGGAAUGUCCGAGUCGCUGGUCGAGCCGUAGUGCCUUUUCGUGCCAGCGGUGGUGAGGGAGGGUGUUACAAAAAUGUCCGUGCUGCUACCGCUCAAGUGAGUGGGCCUGCUGUCCUCGAUUCUUGACGACGACGCACACGAAGAGCUGGUGGAUGCGUCAUACAGACACGCUGCGUCGUCAUCCUGGCCUGGCGUCUCAUCAAUCACAAGAUGGCACGCCACAGAGUCUAAGGACAACCAAGGCGACAUGGCGUCUGGAGCGUUGUCCUGUGUGUGCUUUCGCGAUGGAAGAAGCUCGACGCGGCGUUCACCGGGUAUCUCCUGGGUACACGGAGUUUUGACCGGUUCAAGAACACUUCCGCCGUUCUCCUGUUCGGGGCUCACGGGGGACGCUGCCGGCGUUCUUGCAGAGUGAUACGACUGUUUUUAAAGCUAGUAUCCUGCCUGUGUUAACUAUGUGCGGUAAACCGAGGCAUCCGAGUUUUGGCGGAAGUGGUAGACGGUGUCUCUUUACCAGCG
This is a messenger RNA of Dermacentor andersoni, 1506 nucleotides long. NCBI's taxonomy places the organism in Eukaryota, Metazoa, Arthropoda, Arachnida, Ixodida, Ixodidae. The record is from RefSeq and is a predicted model, not a curated record.